Molecule: messenger RNA, 945 nt
Organism: Blumeria graminis f. sp. triticale
Lineage: Eukaryota; Fungi; Ascomycota; Leotiomycetes; Helotiales; Erysiphaceae
Source: the annotation of a GenBank genome assembly
AUGAAUUGUCUUCUCGCCAUCUAUCUAUUCACAGGGAAGGACACACCACAAAACGAUCGCUUGGCUGUUAUGAGCAACACUUUCGUACCCAUAAAUGAGAUGUACACUUUGAAACAUAGUUCGGCCUUCCCGGAUCCCCCGAAACGUUCCGACGUGUACAAGACGUAUGUCGAUGUCCAAGAGCCCGGCACAUAUGUUACCGUUUAUUGCUCAAAAAAAUGGAAAAGCGAUGAAAUCCGUAUGCAACUGUGGGACAGCCGUGAUAAACUCUCAAAUCAUGAGAGAGGAGACCCUAUCUCAAGGUCUAAGGCAGAAGCUAGCUGCUUAAGUCUCAUCAAUUCAUUGCCCAAGGAUAAAUCACAGACAGACAAAAUUCAUAGCAAAACUCUUAUAGAAACUGGCAAGUGCACUAAGAAAACCUUGGUAGAUCUAGCCUUCCAGUGUAAAUUUAAUUCUAUCGGUCCUCAUCUUACCAACUCAGAAGAAUUUUUUAAUUAUCGUCCCACUAUUAGCUUUGAUGAUCCCAUAGAAAUGUCGAGUCUGGUUAUAGAUGGAAAAUUCAUCAACACAGCGGAAGUAAGAGAUAAUGAACUUGCACUUGCUUGGUCUAACGGUAAUAUCCACCUCUUUAUGAGUUCUUCGGAUAAGAAAGAAUGGUAUACAAAGUCAUCUAUAGUCUAUACUCCACAGAAUGGGGAACUAAUUACCGGUUUUCUAUUGAGAACUAAUCCACAAAUCAGUAAGGCCUGGAAGGAAUCGACUCCAGGUAUCUCUUACAUCCCAAACACUGGAUCAUCAAAGCUCUACGAAGUAAAAGGACGAGUCCCCAUACUCGGGACUAAACUCAAGGGGUCCAUACUGGCGGUGGAUAAACUUCCCUCGAGCGACGCUACAGGCUUCCUAUCUGGCCGAAUAUGUAAAUAUUCUGGCGAUGUUCAUGAGUGA